Pseudoliparis swirei is the source of this 3378-nucleotide messenger RNA. RefSeq names its product cytohesin 3b (gene cyth3b). The transcript has 13 exons. Gene Ontology annotation, biological process: regulation of ARF protein signal transduction. The record is from RefSeq and is a predicted model, not a curated record. Lineage: Eukaryota; Metazoa; Chordata; Actinopteri; Perciformes; Liparidae. The coding region runs from base 266 to 1450 and encodes 394 amino acids. Gene Ontology annotation, molecular function: guanyl-nucleotide exchange factor activity.
CCACUGUGGCAAAAAGACACCUUUGCUGCCGGUGCCACCGGAACUAGACACUCGCCGCGCGCUGACCGGAGGGACUGCCUCGCCACCGUGAGGCGUAAAUGGCCACAACAUUCUGCUCAAAGAAAGACGCCAGAGAGACAACCUGUGUAGCGGAGAGCGUCCUGGAAAUUAGGGCGCGUGUUUGCUGUAGCGGUUACCGGGAGCCCCCUUCCGCACAAGGGAAGUUUCUGUGAGCGAAGAUAUCUUUGAUUUAUAGGCUGCAAACAUGGACGAGGACAACCAAGAACCUGAGGACCUGUCUUUGGAGGAAAGAGAUGAGCUGUCAAAUAUACGGCGUAGGAAAAAGGAGCUUCUGGAUGAUAUUGAACGGCUGAAGUUUGAGAUCGCAGAAGUGAUGACUGAGAUUGAGCAGCUAACCUGUGUGGGGGAGAGCAAAACCACGCAAAGAAACAAACAGAUUGCUAUGGGGAGGAAAAAGUUCAACAUGGACCCUAAAAAGGGGAUCCUGUUUCUUCUGGAGAACGAUCUUCUGCAGAACACCCCAGAGGACAUCUCACAGUUCCUCUUCAAAGGCGAAGGGCUCAACAAAACAGUCAUUGGGGACUACUUAGGGGAACGGGAUGACUUCAACAUCAAGGUGCUGCAUGCGUUUGUGGAGCUUCACGAGUUUGCAGACCUCAACCUCGUACAAGCCUUAAGGCAGUUUCUGUGGAGCUUCAGACUUCCUGGUGAAGCCCAGAAGAUUGAUCGUAUGAUGGAGGCGUUCGCCGCCAGGUACUGCCAGUGCAAUCUUGGCGUCUUCCAGUCCACAGACACCUGCUAUGUGCUAUCAUUUGCCAUCAUUAUGCUGAACACAAGCCUGCACAAUCCCAACGUCAGAGACAAGCCCCCCGUUGAGCGCUUCAUCUCCAUGAACAGAGGGAUCAAUGAGGGGGGAGACCUCCCGGAGGAGCUACUCAGGAAUCUUUUCGACAGCAUCAAAAGCGAACCGUUUAAGAUCCCAGAGGACGAUGGGAAUGACCUGACGCACACGUUCUUUAACCCAGACAGAGAGGGCUGGCUGCUUAAAUUAGGAGGCCGAGUGAAAACCUGGAAGAGAAGGUGGUUCAUCUUGACUGACAACUGCCUCUACUACUUUGAAUACACAACAGACAAGGAGCCUCGUGGGAUCAUCCCGCUGGAGAAUCUCAGCAUCAGGGAGGUGGAGGAGCCAAGGAAACCUAACUGUUUUGAGCUCUAUAAACCUAAUCACAAGGGUCAGGUGAUCAAAGCCUGCAAGACGGAGGCAGAUGGGCGUGUUGUCGAGGGCAACCAUGUGGUGUACAGGAUAUCAGCUCCCACGCCAGAAGAGAAAGAGGAGUGGAUUAAAUCUAUCAAGGCCAGCAUUAGCAGAGACCCCUUCUACGACAUGCUGGCCACCAGGAAGAGACGCAUCGCCAACAAGAAGUGAAGAGAGUCUUCUCACCCCUCCAGCUCCUCCAUCUUUCUCUCCUUCCGUUCAUAAACACAUAAACUGCACACACUUGGGAGCUGCUUCAACACAGGAAAGGCUGAUAAACCCCCGAAAAGACUUUGACCCCGAAUACGAACUUUGAUUUCUCUCCUGUCCACAAGUCAUUUGCACUUGACAUCACACACUGCUGAGGGGACAGAUCUGUGGCUGAUUGUUUCCCCUCCAUUUCACUAACACCUCUCCCUCUUAUGGUCAUGACAUGUUUCUUCAUCUCCCUGAAGCACAACUGCCAUGUUUCGUGUGUGUGUGUGUGUGUGCGUGUAUGUGUGUGUGUGUGUGUGUGUGUGUGUGUGUGAGUAGAUCAGUGCAGCAUAAGCUCAUCUGGACCGUGUCGUCAUCUCACUGGUGCUGAAUUCUUCUCUGGGUGCCAUGGCUGAAGUAACCUCAGAAAACAGUGCUGGCUUACAUUGAGGUUCCUAACUACUCGUUACAGUCUGCCGUCAGCUGGGCUGAUUUCACUCAUUUGUGUGGAGCAGAGAAUUUUUUUAAUGUGCAUACUUUUUUAUUUUAGUUGCAUAGAAAAGGAGCUUUUGCCGAGGCUUGAGAUGUUACUUGCUUAUUGGACUUUAAGUUGUAAUCCUUAAGAUAUCAGUACUUGUUGAUUUGGUGACACAACCUAAUUAAAGAUGGCAAUAGUAAGUGUGGUUUAAUACUACACAACAAACAGUCCUUUGGAAGCCAGUUUGCAACAAAAGAGCAAUUCAUGUGUCGGUUUACAGUGCAGCCAACAACUCACAUUGUUUUAAUGAAGAAGACAAUAACUGUAAUCUGAUUGUUUUUCGUCUGCAGCUAACUAUUCACUGACUGUUUCUUCUUGUUCCCUUGUCAAAUUUAAAAAAGAUCAGAGGCGAGUGAACAGUAAACAAUAUGGCUAAUAUCCAUGGGAUAAAGUUCAAUAAUACUAGAUCACAUGCAUACAUGUUUUCCCGUAAACACCUAGUGAAUGUGGAUAAAGCAGGGGAAUGACAGACCCCGCCACUAUCAAUGAAAAGUAAUAAUAAGAGAGAUAUUUCCAGAAUGUGGAGAUAUAUUUAAUGAAAUCUUAGGGAUUUCAACUUUAAAAAGUCUACUGAGUAGGUUAUAUUUAUGGCUGUGCAAUGGCCCAAUGGGGUACCAGUCCAAUUAAGCUUUUUUCUCUUGUCUAUGGCCUAUGUCAGUGAAGGCCGAUGUAUUGUUGUGAUCCCGUUUGCAUUUGAUUCGUAUUCCUAAAGAAUCCUUGCUUGCUUUUUUGUUCCUCUUUAAAGAAAAGAAAAAACAUAUAAAUAAUAACCAACUAUAAUUUUUCUAUUUAUUUUCAAUUGCGAUAUGGUGUAAUACUCCCUGUAAAUGAUAAACAACAUAUGCUUAAGUUAUGUAUGUGUGUAUAUAUAUAAUGUAUAGGUUUUCUGGUCUCUUUGUUGUAGUAUGCACACUCUGUGUAACAUGUUUGAGCCGACAGGCAGACGUUUGCAUCAGCUGAAGUUUGGGGUCUUUACAAAAUCCUGAAACAUAAUCAUAAGAACACAUGAUGAGGAUGGUGUUGAUGAUAUUGGUCCAUAACGAGGAGGAUGCUCUUCAAAAAGCCAAGACUGACGGGUGAGAAAGAUGGUUUUAUUUAUGAUGAAGGAAAAGAUUAUAGUUUAAAUGACGUUUGAUGAUGAUGAUGAUAAUAAUACUAUCCAUAAUGAUGAUGAUGUCAAAAACUAUAAACAACAGUAGUUUUCUAUGUGAUUGUAAAAUAAAAUAAAAGCCUUGUGGUCAGGCCAGAUUAUUAUCUUCUACUGCCCUGUGUGGGCUUAUAGUUACAUUAACUUUUAUAUUCUCUGUAAAAGCUAUUGGUCACGUUGUACAUUAUGUGUAUCUAUAUAAAAUAUACAUCAAACUUA